AGCGAUUUAUCGAAGUCGCCGGAGUGACCGUCGAACGGUACGCCUCCAAUGCUUGCAACUUUGUAAUGAUUGGUCUCUCCCGCAACUUCUCCACAGUCUGCAAGCUUAGUUAUUUACAGCCCCGCCAGACACAGGCGACGCCAAAUUUCAUACCCUUUUCUCAGCUUCAACAGCAGCGGAAGCUCUUAGAAUGGCGACUCAUAAGUAUUCUCCACGACUGCACGGACUUUUCUCAAAUCAAGCAAGUCCAUGGCCAAAUCAUUUGCAAUGGCUUGAGUCAAUGCUCUUACGUCCUUACCAAACUCAUUCGCAUGCUUUCGAAGGUAGAUGUCCCAAUGGAUUGCUACCCACGUCUGGUUUUUGGACAGGUUAAUUACCCCAAUCCCUUUCUUUGGACUGCCAUGAUUCGUGGGUAUGCCCUUCAAGGACCCUUCACUGAGUCUAUUAACCUGUAUACUAACAUGAGGGGGAAUGGCGUCAGUCCUGUUUCGUUUACGUUUUCUGCGCUUUUUAAGGCUUGUGGGGCUUCUCUUAAUUUGGAUUUAGGUAGGCAGGUGCAUGCUCAGACGAUUUUGAUUGGGGGAUUCGCUUCUGAUUUAUAUGUUGGUAAUACGAUGAUUGAUAUGUAUGUGAAAUGUGGGGUUUUGGGUUGUGGGCGGAAGGUGUUCGAUGAAAUGUCUGAGAGAGAUGUGGUUUCAUGGACUGAGCUGAUUGUUGCGUAUGCGAAGUUUGGGGACAUGGAAUCUGCUAGGGGGCUGUUUGAUGAAUUGCCUUUGAAGGAUAUGGUGGCAUGGACUGCAAUGGUCACUGGUUAUGCCCAAAAUGCUAGACCAAAGGAGGCAUUGGAGUAUUUUCAGAAGAUGCAGGAUGUCGGUAUCGAGACCGAUGAAGUUACACUUGUUGGUGUCAUCUCAGCCUGUGCACAAUUGGGUGCAGUUAAAUAUGCUAACUGGAUUAGAGACAUUGCUGAAAGAUCAGGCUUUGGACCUUAUGAACAUGUAAUGGUGGGAUCUGCUCUUAUCGAUAUGUAUUCUAAAUGUGGUAGUCCUGAUGAGGCAUACAAGAUUUUUGAAGGAAUGAAGGAAAGAAAUGUGUUCUCGUAUAGUUCAAUGAUUGUGGGAUACGCUAUGCAUGGUCGCGCUCAUUCCGCUUUGCAGUUGUUCCAUGAGAUGUUAAAGACUGAGAUCAGGCCAAAUAAGGUUACUUUCAUUGGGGUGCUUUCAGCAUGUAGCCAUGCCGGUAUGGUCGAACAAGGUCGGCAGCUAUUUGCUAAGAUGGAAAAGUAUUUUAACGUAACGCCUUCACCCGAUCAUUAUGCGUGUAUGGUUGAUCUCCUUGGUCGAGGUGGAUGUUUGGAAGAAGCUCUUGAACUCAUUGAAACCAUGCCAAUGGAACCCCAUGGAGGCGUAUGGGGAGCACUGCUUGGAGCUUGCCGCAUCCAUGGGAAUCCCAACAUUGCUCAGGUAGCUGCCGAUCAAUUAUUCAAGCUAGAACCAGAUGGUAUAGGUAACUACAUUCUGCUAUCAAACAUAUAUGCAUCAGCAGGAAGAUGGGAAGAGGUGUCGAAAUUACGGAAAGUGAUUCGAGCCAAAGGCUUAAAGAAGAAUCCUGGCUGCAGCUGGUUUGAAGGAAAGAAAGGGGACAUUCAUGAAUUCUUUGCGGAUGAUGCAACCCAUCAACGAUCAAGUGAGAUUAGACAAGCCUUGAGGCAACUCCUUGUGAGAUUAAGAGCCCAUGGAUACAAGCCAAACUUGAGCUCUGUGCCUUAUGACUUGACCGAUGAUGAAAAGGAACGAAUACUGAUGAGUCAUAGUGAGAAGCUGGCGUUGGCAUACGGGAUGUUAUGUACUGAGGCAGGGGAAACCAUUACGAUCAUGAAAAACCUUAGGAUAUGCGAGGAUUGCCACAAUGUCAUGUGUGCUGCAUCUGAAAUCACUGGAAGGGAGAUCAUUAUAAGGGAUAACAUGAGAUUUCAUCACUUCCACAAUGGGACUUGUUCUUGUGGUAACUUUUGGUGAUCCAAGCCAGAGCCCUCUUAAUUCCUUGCGCUUUCAUCGCCUGCUAAUGCUUAUUGUUGACCAAUCAUCAAGUUCCGACAGGUAUCAGAAAUUCUUCUUCUUCUUGUUCUUCUUCAAUUGUAGUUGGCUUGUUGAAAUCCGUUCCCUUUCCUCUGUCACUCAAAAUUUUUGUAUUUUAUAUGGUGAAAAUUAAGGAAUGUGAAAACACGACUUGGCUUC
This is a messenger RNA of Cucurbita maxima (winter squash), 2237 nucleotides long. RefSeq names its product pentatricopeptide repeat-containing protein At5g44230. NCBI's taxonomy places the organism in Eukaryota, Viridiplantae, Streptophyta, Magnoliopsida, Cucurbitales, Cucurbitaceae. Gene Ontology annotation, biological process: RNA modification. The record is from RefSeq and is a predicted model, not a curated record. Bases 66 to 2018 code for a protein of 650 amino acids. Gene Ontology annotation, molecular function: protein binding; zinc ion binding; RNA binding. The transcript has a single exon.